Messenger RNA from Bubalus bubalis (water buffalo), 3183 nucleotides. RefSeq names its product TNF receptor superfamily member 19 (gene TNFRSF19). Gene Ontology annotation, biological process: positive regulation of canonical NF-kappaB signal transduction; positive regulation of JNK cascade. Gene Ontology annotation, cellular component: plasma membrane. The transcript has 10 exons. The coding region runs from base 553 to 1827 and encodes 424 amino acids. Gene Ontology annotation, molecular function: protein binding; signaling receptor activity. The record is from RefSeq and is a predicted model, not a curated record. Lineage: Eukaryota; Metazoa; Chordata; Mammalia; Artiodactyla; Bovidae.
CUGGCACCAGGCGAGGCUCCCAGCGCGCAGCCCGGGCGCAGCGCGGGGGCCCGAGCGCCGUGGGCCCAGACUCUCAGCCCGGGUUGGGGGGCACCGCGGGGGCCUCCUGGGUGCCAGGGAAGAGGAGAACGACGGGAUCCGGGUCAAACAAAAGAAUCCGAGGGCGGGGAGGCGCGGGGGCGGCUACCUGCUUGAAAGGAGCGUUCCUAGAGCCCUGCGCGCGCGCGCGCGUGCUCUCACACACACACACACACACACACACACACACACAGCCACUUGGCCUGCCUUUGAUGUGCGGCAACUGAUCACCGAUCAGAUUACGGGCAUUUCAUCUCCCUGCUCGUCUGCCUUUGAUCUGCACGCUUCAUUUUCUUUUCCCGGGUUGGAGGUUUCGUCUGGGCUUGUGCCGACAUACAUUUUUGGGAAGGUACAAGCGUUGGGCGCAGAAGGGCUGCCAAGGAGAAACUCAGUUGCCGAAAAGGGUGGUGAGUCCUUGGAAAGACUUCAGCACGUUGAAGAGCUCUUCAACCAGAAAUACAUUUAAUAAGAGCAAUGGCUUCAAAGGUGCUACUCAGGCAACAGAAAUCUUUCACGGUUGUAGUUUUACUAGCCUGUUUGGCAUGUGGAGUGAUUUGUGAAACAGGAGACUGCGGACAGCAGGAAUUCAGGGACCAGUCAGGAAGCUGUGUUCUGUGCAAGCAGUGUGGGCCAGGCAUGGAGUUGUCCAAGGAAUGUGGCUUUGGCUACGGGGAGGACGCCCAGUGUGUGAAGUGCCGGCCGCACAGGUUCAAGGAGGACUGGGGCUCUCAGAAGUGCAAGCCGUGCCUGGACUGCGCCCUGCUGAGCCGCUUCCAGAAGGCCAACUGCUCGGCCACCGGCGACGCCGUCUGCGGGGACUGCCUGCCUGGGUUUUACAGAAAGACAAAACUUGUUGGUUUUCAAGACAUGGAGUGUGUGCCUUGUGGAGACCCUCCACCCCCCUACGAGCCGCACUGUACCAGCAAGGUCAACCUGGUGAGGAUCCCGUCCACGGCCUCCAGCCCGCGGGACACGGCCCUGGCGGCCGUCAUCUGCAGCGCCCUGGCCACCGUGCUGCUGGCCCUGCUCGUCCUCUGUGUCAUCUACUGUAAGCGGCAGUUCGUGGAGAAGAAGCCAAGCUGGUCCCUGAGGGCACAGGACCUGCAGUACAACGGCUCUGAGCUGUCCUGUUUCGACAGAUCCCGGCUCGGCGCCCCUGCGCCCCGCACUUGCUGUCAGUGCCUGCGGGACUCAGCCCAGGCCUGCGGGCCCAUCCACCUCGUCCCAUCCCGGUGCUGUGGUGGGACCUGCGGCAUCGGCCAGGACACUCCUGGUUGUCGGGGGCACUGCAAGGCCACCCUUCAGGACAGAAACACAGGUCCAGCGGGGGAGGCGAUUCCCACUUUCUUUGGGUCCCUGUCAAGGUCCCUCUGUGGCGAGUUCUCAGACGCCUGGCCUCUGAUGCAGAAUCCCGGUGGUGGUGACGACGUCUCCUCCUGCGACUCCUGCCCUGAGCUCCCUGGAGAAGACGCUCACUCUCUCGACCCAGAGAGCACAAGCUUGGCUUCCCUGGACUCAGACAGCAGCCGGGGUCCGGUCGGUGGGGCGGGGCCAGUUCUAGCUCAUCCGGAGACCUUUACAGACACUACUGAUUUGUCGAGACUCACCAACACGCUGCCAGAGCUUGUGCGGGCUCGGGUCGUGCUCACUGCUGGAAACCAGCUGGAUCAGGGGCGAGGAGAUGCCCUACACCUGACCACACAGCCACCCGCCCAGGGGGACGAAAGGACUUGCUUCUUUCUUCAGUGAAGUGUCCAGCAGAGCCUGCGUGUGGACUCGCUGCCAUCUGGACUUCUCAUGGCUUCUGGGGAAAAAAGGUGAAUCUGAACUGAACUGAUGUCAUUUAAACUUCUGAGCCAGGCCCGCCAUGAGCCGAAACCUCGAGGAAUGGCGCCUCCAAGCUUUGCAUCUUUUCCACACAAGGAGCGUCUGAGCGGGAGGCCAACUUCAGAGACCCAGUGGGCCGGGUUUGCAGCCUCCGAGCUUAGGGGUGUGACGAGAAGCAGAAACACAGUCACGCUUCUUUUCGUGGUGGAUGUGGUGGUUUGACGAGACUGAAGGCCCAGAGUAUAACUUUUCAUUCACACUCUCUGGAAAUAAUUUCACAUCUCCUACUCAAAGUCAAUGUCAGAUCGGUUACCUAGUUUUUACGCAGGAUGGGUUCACAGGUGAGUGUUUCUGUGUACUGGAGGUCACCUUUUCAUCAUCUGAAAAAUUAGCAUGGGAGGUUAGAAUUGAUCUCCCACGGCCUGCCUGAGUCUUGGCUCAUCAGAUGGUGGCCGGGAAAUCGGAAGAGAUCAAAUCUUAUAGAAUGGACACUUCUCCAUCAGCCACUGUCUCAUCAACCCCAGCUGAGUUAGUGACAGGAGGGGCCUGAGUUAGCGAAUGUGGUUGGGAAAGACUACCCAACCCCCCCCCCCCCGAGUUAAAAGCUCCUUAAUCCUCAUCCUAGAUUAGCAGAUUUCCUCGAAAAUCCACUGAUAUGGAAGCAUUUGUUACUUCUGUCCCUGGGACUGAGCUCAAAAGAUCCAGAUUUUCUCUUCUGUAGAAAAGCAGUAUUUAUAAUAAUCUUUUGUUUGCAUCGUGUUUUAUAAUAAAGGCUUUAGAAAUGCCAGCACAUGGUGUGUCCAUGCCACUGAAACACGAUGCCAGGUGAGUAGUCUUAGGAGACGACUCUGCGUAUUAGGACCAGGAGAACGAGCACAGCGAGGUGGAUGGCUUGUAACUGCCGUCGUGUCGUCUGAUCAGCACGUUACAGGGCUCCCUUUGAUCUCCUAAGCUUGGUCAGCCCAGCAGUUUCCACCACAGCCCAGCGACACUGGAUUGAAGAGUCUGGUGCUUCUACGAAGGCGAUCCACCCCUGCCACCUUGACGUUGAUGUACUAGAAUUUGCUCUACAGCUAAGACAGAAACAAACACAGCUCAGUCGUGAACCAGGGGACGGCUCCUUAGCUCUUCAUCUCUGCACGCUGGAAAGGAUUUAUUUGAGCAGGAUUUCUUUCUUUUCCUACCAUGUUCAUAAUCAGUCCUGGCUGUUGCCUUUUAAGUGAUGAUUAUUAGCUUUGUUCCAUUUGCACUUAAAAAAGACGUAAACCUUCAAACAUC